Molecule: messenger RNA, 2557 nt
Organism: Chironomus riparius
Lineage: Eukaryota; Metazoa; Arthropoda; Insecta; Diptera; Chironomidae
Source: the annotation of a GenBank genome assembly
CCAACUUCUACACCAACAAACAAGAGUCAACGUGUCGCAUCGCAUUUCUCUCACACGCACACACAGUCACAGAUCAUCGAAAAGAAGUUUCUGAUGCUUGCAACUUAAACACAAUUGCGGCUAUCAAAAUAAUCACAAAAUAAACUUCUCCAUUCUCAAUUUUUUUUUCGCACCAGUCAUCAGCCAUCAAGCUGAACAAAAAAAGUGAGAGCGGAGCGAAAUUGGACGAGGAAAAAAAAAGAUUUUCAAUUUAAAGGAAGAAAAAAAAAUUUUGUUAUUUUUUUUUUCGGUGUUUAAAAUAAAUUCGAAAGUGAUUUAAAGUAGCCGAUUUGGAUAAGGAACGAUGUCGACUGAAAAGGAACCAAUGCCGCAGGAAAGUAAGGAAGAUGAGAUAGUGAAGGAAUCAAAUGGUGAGAAAAAUGGCGACAUUAAGGAAGAUGUUAAAGAUGCUGAAACGAGUGGUGCCGCACAGAAGCUUAGUCUUGGUGAAAUUGCUGCCGUUGAUGGCGAGAUUGCUAAGGCAAAAAUUGAACAGCUACAAUUGCUUCAUAAUGUAAUCUAUGGUAAAAAUGGUAGUGGACCGCAAAUAAAACGAAACAUUCGAAAAUUUGCCGGUUUCGAAGAUGACGAACGUCAAACGAAACUCGACAUGCUGCUAACAUAUGAAUUACCUCAAUUACAACAAACUGCCACCAUUCUCGAUCUUAAAGACAUUAAAUCUGAUGAUACAAAAGAAAAUUUUGCUAAGGCAAUCGUCGAUUUUCUAAUUUUACCAACAGGCAAAACAAUUGCUGAAACAGAACCGGCAGAACCUGAGGAAGAAGAUGGCGAGGAAGUAGAUGAAAAGGAUGCAGAAGGUGGUGAAGAAGAGGAAGAGGAAGAGCCAGAAGAAGAGGAAGAGGAAGUUAAGCCUAAAGGAUCACCGAGAAAGCGUGGUGGUCAGCAGUCAUCAGCUGGACGUCCGAAGAGAGCAACUGCUACUAGAGUUUGGACUAAGGAUUAUGGCAGCAGUGAGGAAGAAGAGGAAGUCGUUGAGGUUCGUAAAGGUCGCAAGAAGCGUAAUGAAUCAGACAGUGGAUCAGAUUACAAUCCAAGCGGUGGCAGUGACUCCGAGAAGAAUCGUCGCAAAACAUCACGAGCUGUAGCACCAAAAAGAAAGUCAAAUCGUGGUGCCGGACGUCCAAAGCGUCGUAAUUCAGACAGCGAUGAGGAAUCAGAAGAAGAAUCUGAAGAUUUUAGCGAGGAGGAAGUCGUGCCGAAGAAGAAGAAGAAGCCAGCACCACGUGCAGCUCAACGACGUGGUGCAAAACGCGGCAGAAAACGCAAGCAAGAAACAGAAAGUGAGGACGAAGAGUCAGAAGAAGAGGAAGAGGAAGAAGUAGAUGAUAGUGACGACAGUGAGAAACAGAAAAAAUCACGCAAACCCGCUUCAAAAGCAACACCGCAAAAGAACUCAAAAGGUCGACCAAAACGAGCAGCUCCACCAGUUUCAAAAAAGAAGAAAAAGGACGAAAGUGAAGACGAAGAAGAUGACGUAGCCGAGUCAGAAGAAGAUGACGAGCCCCUCAAGAAGCCUCCAAAGAAGACCAAAGAGGCGGCUUCAAGCGAUGGUGUAAAGGCUCCAACCGACGAUGACAUUAAGACCUUGCUUAAAGACAUUCUUGCUGAUGCAAAUCUGGAGGAAAUUACGAUGAAAACAGUCUGUAAGAAGGUUUAUGCACAUUAUCCCAAUCAUGAUUUAUCGUCACGAAAGGAUUUCAUUAAGCAGACAGUCAAAUCGCUGAUCGCAGCAUAAUAUAGCCGCCACACGGUGCAGCAACAAGUAUAAUGUGUCAGAAAGAGUCGAUAAAAAAAAAUUAUUUUUCUUCUAUGUGUUUUCAUCAUCAACAUUAAAACUUUUUUUUCUGUUUAUCUUUCACGAAAAUAAUACUGGAAAAAAUCAAUCCACAUCAACACAAAAUAGACAAGAAUGAAAAAUGGAAAAUAAAAAAAAUCUUUUUUUAAUUGAGGAAAAUUCGCAGUGAAUUUUCAAAAGUAAUUGAAUAAGUAAUUAAUAAUUAUGAUGGAUGGAUUAGAGUUUUUAAGGGAAUUAAGAAAGAAUUGGGUGGAAAAUUUGUGGGAUUUGGUAUUUUUUUGAAAGUAUUUUGAUGAUUUUUUGGGGGUCCAUGGUUUUAUUUUUGGGAGUCUGUGGUUUGAAAAAUUGUGACUUUGAUGAAAAUUUAUGUUUUUUUUAACACAAACCCCAAUCAAGUGCCAUUGGAUUCCUAGAAACCUCCUAAAUACCACAAAUAAAAAACUAAAUCCCUUCAAUAAAAAUAAUUAAUGUCUGAAUUGAAAUAAAAAAAAUUUUUACUUUUCAUUACCAAGCGUUCAUUUAAUAUUAAAACAACAGAAAAAGAAAAUAAAGAAUUAUAUAUGCAUUAAAAAUACAAAACAAAAACAAUAGCAAUUUAUUAGUUCAUAUAUGUUAAGUGAGGAUUCAGAUGAGGACAAAAUUCUAUAUUAAGUGGAAUGAUAUAUGAAUAAAUAAAUAAGAACAAAAAUUAUUAAAUAAAUC